UUUAACAAAACUAAUGUGCUGAAGUUCUUAAAACAUUUGCUGUCUAGAACCCAGCCACCACCUCGGCUCCCAGUGGGUCCCAGUCACAAGUUUGCAAAUAACUAUUAUUGCACCCGUGAUGGACGCAGGGAGGCUUUUCCGCCAAUUGUUGUCACGUCAGCACAGAAAACCCUUGCUGCAGGGGCUCAAGCUGGCAGUUCAGGGUCUGCAGUGACAACAGCUGAGAAAAAACCAGUGACACCAGGGCCAGCACUUAAGAAGUGGGAGCUUUCAAAAGACCAGCCUUAUUUGUGAGAAAUAAAUACAAUGAGGCUGGAGGUACUGAUUGUACAGGUCAUAGUGCUGCUUUUUAAUGAACUCUAAUUUGGAAGCCCACAUUGGAUUUAGCUACCAUGAUGCUGUCUGUAUUGAAUUUAUCCUAGUUUUGCUGGUGCAUGACUAAUAAAUAUAUUUAAAGCUGU
This is a messenger RNA of Struthio camelus australis, 461 nucleotides long. NCBI's taxonomy places the organism in Eukaryota, Metazoa, Chordata, Aves, Struthioniformes, Struthionidae. The record is from RefSeq and is a predicted model, not a curated record.